Ostrea edulis (European flat oyster) is the source of this 5753-nucleotide messenger RNA. RefSeq names its product transcription initiation protein SPT3 homolog. The transcript is spliced from 13 exons. Gene Ontology annotation, biological process: transcription by RNA polymerase II. NCBI's taxonomy places the organism in Eukaryota, Metazoa, Mollusca, Bivalvia, Ostreida, Ostreidae. The record is from RefSeq and is a predicted model, not a curated record. Gene Ontology annotation, molecular function: protein heterodimerization activity; transcription coactivator activity. The coding region runs from base 4262 to 5428 and encodes 388 amino acids.
UAUGCGGGGGUGGCAUGUGGUGAUGUAAUGGCUGGUAAGUAAUAUUCCACCAAGGUGACACUAUAUAUGCAUUGGUCAAAAUUGUACAUUGUACACAACUGACAAUUCACAUCAAUAUAUUGCUAUGUUAAGAAAAUUACAUUAAUUGGGAUGAAUAUUUGUGAAAAUUAUACAUAUAAUGUGAAUAUACACAUACCUUCUUCAUCCCAUGUAAUAUGAUAUUAUGAACAUGCAAGCCUUUUUCAGAAUUGUUCUUUUCAUUAAGAAAAUGAACCAUGCAUAAACUAAAGAAUGGAAUAUAUGUUUAUUUGUGUGUUUACAGGUAGACUAAUGUUCAGUUGUGUGUUUACAGGUAGACUAAUGUUCAUUUGUGUGUUUACAGGUAUAGACUAAUGUUCAUUUGUGUGUUUACAGGUAGACUCAUGUUGAUUUGUGUGUUUACAGGUAGACUAAUGUUGAUUUGUGUGUUUACAGGUAGACUAAUGUUGAUUUGUGUGUUUACAGGUAUAGACUAAUGUUGAUUUGUGUGUUUACAGGUAGACUAAUGUUCAUUUGUGUGUUUACAGGUAGACUAAUGUUCAUUUGUGUGUUUACAGGUAUAGACUAAUGUUCAUAUGUGUGUUUACAGGUAUAGACUAAUGUUGAUUUGUGUGUUUACAGGUAUAGACUAAUGUUGAUUUGUGUGUUUACAGGUAUAGACUAAUGUUCAUUUGUGUGUUUACAGGUAGACUAAUGUUCAUUUGUGUGUUUACAGGUAUAGACUAAUGUUCAUUUGUGUGUUUACAGGUAGACUAAUGUUCAUUUGUGUGUUUACAGGUAGACUAAUGUUCAGUUGUGUGUUUACAGGUAUAGACUAAUGUUCAUUUGUGUGUUUACAGGUAGAUUAAUGUUCAUUUGUUUGUUUACUGGUACACUAAUGUUCAGUUGAAGGUAAAUAUACAUGAGUAAUAAUUUAGAGAACAUCCUGAUUACGUUAUUGGAUACAUUUUCAAUGCAUGACAUUGUGUGAUAAUGGGACUGUUGUGUGAUGCAAACCAAAUAAAGCUUACUAUGGGAUGAAGAGAAACAGCUAGAGUUUGUUGAGUUGUAUAUUUAAUGCAUUAUAGAUUGUAAUGCUGAGAGGUAGACCAACGUGGUCUCUAGCCAAAGUUUUGAAUGAAAAAUAUAUUGGACCAGAUUGCAGUUCUGAUCAACCCUUUCUCUUUUCUCUCUCUUUGGAUGUUUGUCUGCCUGCAUUGUCAAUGAUUUUAAAAUUAGCUCAGUUUUCCAUCUAAAUGUGAGCCUUUAUAGAUGUAUAUCAUUGAGACCUACUGAAUGGGCCUUUCCUCAAAUUCCUUUUUUUUCAUGAACAUUUUACUAGCCAGGGUUCUAUACUUUGUAAGGUUAUAUAUACAUCUACUUUUGUACCACUGACAUAUAGAUAUAUACGUUGUAUUAUGGUAUGGUGCAGUAUAUCAAUCUGUCAGAAUCUUGUAGGCCAGAUAAACACUGUAAUGAUUAGGCUUAAAGAUCAUCAAACUCUGUACAAAUGUUUCCAAUGAGUUGAAAAAUUAAAGUCUUUAGAUUUUCAGGGUCAAAGGUCAAGGUUAAACUUGCAUUGGUAAUUUGUAGGCACAGAUUAGACUAAGAUAAUUAUAAGUUUGAUACUGUGGUAGUAAAUGCUCAUAGUUAUAGUUGCAAUAUAGUAUGGUGCAGUGUUGCUCUGGGUGUUUCUGAGUGCAUGUCUUCCAUUGUUCAUUCGAUCAUCGACAUAACCUCAUGAGAAGGAUAUUAAUGAGCUGUACUAAUAAGGCUAUAGGAUAAUCAAAACUGUACAUUUGUUCCUCAUGGUGUGAGGAAGAUGCCUGAUAUUUCUCAAGGUCAAAGUCAUAAUUUCACAUAGGUAAAUAUGAAGGAAAAUCAACACUGAUAAGGCAAUGAUCAUCAAACUUGGUGUAAAUGUGCCCAUGGUGUUGGUGCCAAGAAUAUUUUGAAAAGUAAUGUUUCUCAGGUGAAUUUUGUUUUUCACAUUAUCUGCCACUGUCAGAACCAUUUUUUUUUUUUUUUUUUUUUUUUAUACCAAAGAAUGGUUUAUUUAGAUGUUAGUUAUUUCUUUACUACUUCAUUACUGGCUAUUUUGGACAGGCAUAUUUUGCAGCAUGAGUGUAAAAAAAUGCUCUUGUUAAAACAGUUUGACAUACAGUUUUCAAAUUGAUAUUUCAUGAACAUACAGACUUGACUGUAAAAGAAACUUACUGAUAGUACAACUACUGGGUCACCUUUGACCCUUACCUUCUACCUUAUUAGACAUGAACCUUAACCUUUGAUCUUUUGGCAAAUGAAUUUUGGGUGAGGGGGGAGGGGCUCACGUACUUUACACUUUCUUGGUAAGGGUCUACAGUUAGGAUGUAUACAUGUAUAUAUAUAAGAUACAUUUGAUUGAUUUAACAUAUACCCCAAAACGUGAUAUUUGAGCAUGGGUACGAAAACAUGAUAGAGGACAAAGCUUGCUUCAUAUUUUUUUUUUUUUAUAUACGAAUGCUCACUGCAGAUAUACAUGUAUGUUUUGAAAGUAUUUUAUGAUCGAAAACUAUUUUAAAGAUGUUUAUAUACACAAUGACCAUCUUGAAAGUUUCUCAUGAUCAAAAAUUAUGUGAAACUUUUAAAAGCUGUUUAUAUAUAUAUUUAUAAUGACCAUUUGGGUUUGGUCACCUGAUGUACGUACAUCAAGUAAACAAUGGUCAGUUGUGAAAUUAAAUUAUGCAAAAGCUAUAUUCAAGUAAAAUUUUGGACAAAAUUAAAAAAGUUGAUAUUUUGGUUUUUGUAAUUAAAUAGUUAGUUGUAGACAGAGUAAUUUAUCAAUCAUUUUGUAAUGUUCACAUUAUUGAAAUAUAUGCAAAUUUAAAUCAACAAAACAGGUUAAAAGAAACUUACAGUGUAUGCAGCAUAUUCUUAUUAGACAAUAUGCACUUCCUGUCUGUCUACUUGUGAGAGUGAAUUUUCAUUUAUUUUGUUUAAGCAUAAGUAUACCAAUAAAUAACAAAUUGGAAUAUUGUUAAUUAUUUUUCUUGAGUUAAAUGGCAACAUCUUGCAAUUUUAGCAGUCCUACACUUCAUAUCACUGAUGAAAUGAGUAAUGUACAAUACACUAUUCCGUUGUCUUACUUAACAAUUACAGUGUAUUUCGUAAAGAGUUUAUAUAUAUAUAUAUAUAUACCUGUAUUGCAAUUCAUAUUUUUCAUGAAUCUCUUGUAUCUAUAAAUUGUGUUUUUGCUUCUUGAUCUGCAUAAAUUUUCAGUGAAUGAAAUAUUUUUGUCCUUCAUUUUUUUUUUUUUAAGAUAUCCAAACAAUUAUUAGAUGAGGAUAGAAAUAUCUCGAGAAUGUGAAUCAUUUACUUUUUAAAGUAUUAAAUGCUUGCGAAGUCAAAUACAGAAAGAUUUAUUUUACUAUCAUGAAAAUAGAGGUAAUUUUUAUGGCUCAUAAUACAGCAAACACAAUUAAUAGAAAACAUUUCGUCCUUUUCAUCUUUUCAUAAAGUAGAAAUUCACACCUGUCGAAAAUGUUCAGGUGUUUCAUAUCAGAACUUGAAUGAUCAAGUCAAUCAUCAAAAAUAAAAAAAAAGGAGAAAAAGAAUUUAUAGCAAAAAAAAAAAAAAAAAAAAAAAAUUACAUCAAAAAUUUACAUUGUAAAAGUAAACAUUAAGGUAAUCCCAUAAUCCUAGAAUUAUAUUUCAAGGCGUAAAGAUAAGUGAAAAGCCUUGAUGGAAGAUCACAUUUAUAUAUUGGACACUUUUUUUUAGCUUGCAGGCCUGUAGUUACAUCUAGAGAUGUCUAUACAUCUUAUUUUGAUGUCACCCAUGAAAGAAAUUCAAAUGAGAUAAUAUUUUACUUACAUUCAAAUGCUGAAUCCUGCAUAACACUUAGCAUUUACAAUUUUUUGUUGUGGCCAGGUUUACCAAAGUUGCGUCUUCCCGCAGACAUAAGGGCAAAGAGUUUUGCGGCUAACAGAUUUGCGAGAGAAUCUCUAACGACUAAUAAACACAUAAACAAUAAAAGAUGAUUUUGGAGAUGAGGGUUCCUUGCGCCCUUGUAUAGGAAUGACAUAUAGUCCGUCAGCAGUGGAUUGACACUGGAAAGCUCCCCUCUGUAGAGCACUGGGUCGUGGACAUAAAACGUAUUUAUACCAAGGAACAGCAGGGGAUUAUAUACCUUGUACAUUGCUGCCAAGGGUCACCGAGUGUUUGAACAAGUAGGAUUGAUAUAUAUCCCAAAGAAAAAAAAGGAAUGUCUGGGAAGGAAAGUCUAGCAGGGCAGCCUCAAAAUGGUCAACAGUCCGAGAAAGGUCACCCUCAGGGCUCAGCAGGGACAAGCGGUGGUCCCAGGAAUUGGUACCUGUCUGAUAUCCAGCAGAUGAUGUAUGGGUUUGGAGAUGUCCCAAAGCCUCAGCAUGACUCGACAGUUUUGAUUGAAGACAUUGUUAGGCAACAGCUGACAUCUUUACUACUUCAAGCAUCUGAUGUGGCCUCGACAAGAAAUGGGCGUUUUAUUGGGAUUGAAGACCUUCUGUUUCUUCUUCGGAAAGACAAAGUAAAGCUGAGGCGUUUGUUGCGGUAUAUGGAUGUGAAGGAUCAGCGAUCCAUGGCAUUGAAGGGGGUCAGUGAUGAGGGGGAGGAGGAGCAGGGGGGAGACAAAGUGGCCCAACCCUUCAAGAAACGUCAAAAAAUCUGCUACGACUUUCUCAGUUCUAUUGAUUCCACAGGAGAACUGGUGGCUUUAAUGGAAGAUGAUGGUACAGAUGAAGUGAAGAGGGAGCGAUUAUUGCGAGCUGAGCUACAGACUAGAUAUAUGGACCAGAAGCAGUACAUGGAAUUCUGUGAGGCCAGACAGAUGAGUUUUGGGAGGAAAUACAAGUCGCAGCGUUUUAAGGACUGGCUAUUGACUGGCAUCAACACAGAGCUCAAACCAAACCAACAAGCUCUGGAAAUAUUCUCCUACUUCGCGUAUGAAACAGUUGCUCAGAUUGUGGAUAUGGCUUUGCUAGUAAAACAGGACAAAAAAGCAUUGUAUGGUGACCCAGUAACAAAGGAUUCCCCAAAUGUGUGCAUAAAUUACUAUAACCAGAGAUCCCUGGGGUCAGGCAUUGGUUCCCCUCCCUCCUCCACUCAGGGGCCAGCGUCUCCUGUUCAGAGUCCUCCUGCCACCCCCACCACCCCUGGAUCCACCCUCAGUUUAAGUUCCAGCUCUUCAUCUCUAAGUGCCUCACUCCCAAAACAAAAGAGCAAGAAACGGAAAAAGUGUGGAAUAGGGAGUGCAUUGGAGAUCUCUUCUGCCAUACAGCCAGACGACAUCCAUGAAGCUAUGAGGAGAUACAGUCAGUGUAUAGGCCCAUUCUCUUCUCAUAUUAACACAAAUCCCAUGGUUCUUCCACACUCGAGACUUCUGUGUUUAUGAUAUCCCAUGUGCAUUUUUGGUGAAUUGGACGACAUUUGUUGUGAAAUUGAAAUCAAUGGACAGUUGUCCUUCUAUCAAAGAAAUGGAUUUCAGUAUUACAGACUUGAUGCUUUAAGUCAUUUCUUGUUUUAUGCAACAAAGCAUGAAAGAUACCCUCAAACAAAGAAACAAUUCAUGAAAAUUGGCAAAUGUCAAAUUUAUUCCACUUCACGAUUUCAAUGUGCAUUUCAAAUCACUACAAAUAAUACUUGUCUUUGAUAUAAAUAACUGAACUGUUAUUACAUGUUUUGUGAAUAAAAUGCAUACAAACUUUGAGCAACUAAAA